UGUCAUAAACAGCUGUAUUUUUUUUACAAAUAGUCAACAAUUGGUCAACAAUACGUUUUUUACUAGUAAUUAGGUAUUUGCAAAAUUAAAAAUGAAUGAGGAAAUAGAUGAAUACGAUAUUUACCAUCAAGAUUUUACAACUGCUUCAGAAUGGGAAGUAUUAAUAGCACGAUUAGAAGAGAUAAUCGUUGAAUGGAAUUUAUCUAAAUCCAAAUUAACUAAAACAUGCCCAGAAUACACAAAGAAAUGGAUUGCAAAAUCAGAAGAUUUAAAGUUUCGUGGCUUGAGUUUUACAAUGACAUAUAACGCGCUUGAACCUCUUAAAAGCCAAGACGGUGAAAGGGAACCGGAGGAACAAUCUUUGUUGACUGAAAUCCAGCAGGGUCUUUGGGAUUCCACAACAAACUUCAUGGAUAAUGUUGAUGGAAGCCCUUUUCCAGUAUCAAAUUGGUUUGGACUCAAAAGAUACCUAAUGUUAUAUCCUAAAGCUCCACUCACAGAUGGCAGCCUAAUUAAACUCAUUAUGAGUUCAGUCCAUAUUGCAUUUUCAAUAAUAGAUUGUGGCAUUCCAUUUUUCGUUAAAAUAAGGGAACAUUGGCAACACACUUACCUAGGGAUUUUCGAAGACAAUGAUUAUAAAGUAAGCUUUGACGUUAUACACUUGAAGCGUAUAUCAAAUCAGUGUUCACAUCUUAGUGGCCUUGUGAGCUUAUUUAAGUCUAAGAUAUCAUCACCUGUGCCUCUCGAUGCAGUUGUUAUAUCCACAAAAUUUUCUUAUGAGCUCAAAGAUUCAGAUUCUUUCACUUGGAGAAAGAGAACACAUUCCAAUGAGUUCCUAUCGAUAGAUGGCUUUGAUGUUAAAAAGUUAAUUGAGCUACCUUUUGGGUCCGAGAACAAUCCUUUACACAGUGCUUUAUUGAAUGCAAUUUGGCCACAUUUCCGUGAAAGUGCAAUAGUUGAUUCUUCUACAUUCUCAGAUAUUGAUCCCAUUAUGGCACCAACAUGGACUAUCACACUUAAGUUGAGAAGCAACAUUAAUUGUCUGCUGUCAGAAAUUAUUAGAAAGAUGAUGAAUUUAUUAGACAAUGAUAGUUUACUCAUGGAUGUUCUCGGCCUGAGCAGAAGUCUGGGCUUAGUCAACCCUUUGAACAAAAUCACAGAAGCCCCUAUUACAAUUUCUAAACUGGUGAAAGCUGCAGUAGGCAGAAACACUCACUUUUCAGAGUUCAAAGGGCCAAUAUCUGAUGACCUGUUGAUGCCCCUGCUGUACUAUGUGUUCCCUGAUGCUGUGGAAGACAAUACUUUUCCAUAUCCCGAAACAUUGGAAGUUGAAAGUAAAAAGGAUGGCGCUGAAUCAAAGUUAUGUAGUUACGUGAAGACGAGCCCUGAGGAUGGUCUGGUGUGGCGGCUGUCCGUCACUUCAGCACGGUUGAUGGACGCCGGGGGCCUGCCGUACCUCGCACACUUCUGGUAUGAGUUCACUCAAGAGCUGCAAUAUAGAUGGGAGCACAGGAUACUUGUGCCUGGAGUGGUGGAUGGUGCCCCGAAUGCUCGCUCGUGUCUGCUUCAUCAGAAGUUGCAACUUCUGAAUUGCUGUAUCAAACGAGCACAAGAAGGAUCUGGUGCAGCAGGGUACUCUUCGGACGAGGAGUUCUUUGACUGUUCAGAGGAUGAAGGGGCGGAGGAUCAGUUGCCCUGGGACCGGCCUGUAGGGCGUCUUCAUCGGCUAGAUAAUAUUACAAUGAAAAAUGGAGCACCCCUCUACGUUCCCCGUACACAGGACCCAGCACCAAAAACUGAAGACCAAUUGGAAGAAGAUGCUGAACUUAUGGUGCGCCUCGGUGAUGAUGCUAAAGCGUCGGAACUUCGCGCCAGAAUGAUGAGCGCUUCCCUUCUAUCGGAUAUGGAAGCAUUCAAGGCGGCUAAUCCGGGUGCAGAGUUGUGUGAUUUCGUGCAUUGGUAUUCUCCGCGUGACUGGAAGCCGGAUGAAGGUGGGUCUCUAGGAGAUCGAAUGCUUCUGCCGGGAAAUCCUUGGGUAGAAGCUUGGAACGUCGCGCGGCCCGUACCCUCGGCGCGACAGAGGCGUCUCUUCGACGAGACGCGCGAAGCUGAGCAGGUCUUACAUUUUCUGCGGUCACGCACGAUUGGUGGCGUGGCCGAACUUUUGUUACCCGCUAUUUUAAGAGCAGGUGCUAUAAAAGCUAUCGCUGAGGGCGCUCCGGCAACGAAUUCAACUAUUGGUGGUGUAGAUAAACGACGAACUUUUGAAGUAGCAGCGAGGGAAUUAUUAGAAGCUGAAAGAGAAGCUUGUCGCUCUAUUUGUGUUCGUAAAGUAUUAGGCAAUAGUGCCGAAGGGAAACCGUUAGAUGUAGCUGGUAGAUCCAGGGUUUUAAAUGCAAUGGGCGGUGCUUUGCCCGCGCCAGCCUUACGGGAAUUCACUUUGAGGGUGAAAGACGAAGUCGGGCCGCAAGUGAUGCGAGCUGCUCUCUCUAAUGAAAUGACUAUUAUCGGAGCAUUUACUGAGCGCAUAGUAUGUUUGUAGUUACAAGUCUUAUACAGGAUAUUUCACGAUCAUAUAUUAAUUAAGAAUGUCAAUUUUAAAAACUUAUGACUAAUGUAAAAAAAAAAUUAAAGUUUUGUGAUAUCUUGUGGAAUUGCUUGAUUCAUAGUUUCUUAAUUUAAGAGCUUGCAGAUGGAAUAAGAAUUUGUUAUUAUCUUUUCAUAUUAAGUAUAAGUUUGCAAGCUUAAUAACGUAGUUUUGUUAGUACUAUUAUUAUAAUGUUAUAUUUUGUUAAAAAGAUAGGUAUUAAAUUUUUCGAAACAAAACACAUUUGUAUUUAUUAGUCAGUAAAAGGUUUGUUGUAAUAAGUAUGGAGACAGUUUUGUGAUCGCCUAGGCCUAAGAAAGAUGUUGACUGAGUUAAAAUAUGUUGUCAAUAGUAAAUAAUUAGAUAGAUUUCAAUUUUUGAAUUAGCCAUAAAUGCUAGAAUUGCUAGUUUAUUGUAUACAGAUUUUAUUGGCGUCAUCAUAAUUGAUGAUUUUCUCUAAACUUAAUUUAGAGUAUCUGCAUCUUUUUUUUAAUAUUGCUAAAAAAGGACGGAAAAUGAUUUUUAAAUUGAAGACUCUAAAUAGUAUACAAACAGUAGGCUCACGACUGGCGCCUAAAGUGACGAAGUUUGACAGUUGUGAAUUAAAUUAAGUUGUUUUUGUUCGUGCCUGUCCUUUUCUUAUUACAUUGGUAAGAAAAAGAUGCGAAUACUCUAUUUAGUUGCAAUCAGAAUCAGUACCAAUGUUUGUAAAAUAGGUAGUCUCGUUGGACGUUGCUAUUAUUCGUAAGAGUUAAAUGUUAUAAGAAUGAUGUUUCUUAUGAGUGCAGUUAUCAUACCUUUAUUUCUGUAUUUAUUCAACAUAUAAACUGUCUAGUAUGCAAAAAGAGUUCUUAUAAGUUGUGAAUAAUAGAGAUUUAUGAUAGAGACUCUGCACAAGUAAACUCAUUUUAGGAACAGCGCUGUUGUUGUUAAUAUGUAAAUUUUAUACAGAGAUAACAUGAAUAUACAUACGAAUAUUACAA
Molecule: messenger RNA, 3570 nt
Organism: Maniola jurtina (meadow brown)
Lineage: Eukaryota; Metazoa; Arthropoda; Insecta; Lepidoptera; Nymphalidae
Product: rab3 GTPase-activating protein catalytic subunit-like
Exons: 4
Coding region: 92-2542 (816 amino acids)
Biological process (GO): G protein-coupled receptor signaling pathway; positive regulation of GTPase activity
Cellular component (GO): membrane
Molecular function (GO): GTPase activator activity; G protein-coupled receptor activity
Source: RefSeq, a predicted model, not a curated record